Hippocampus zosterae (dwarf seahorse) is the source of this 2977-nucleotide messenger RNA. RefSeq names its product zinc finger protein 536-like. NCBI's taxonomy places the organism in Eukaryota, Metazoa, Chordata, Actinopteri, Syngnathiformes, Syngnathidae. Gene Ontology annotation, cellular component: nucleus. The transcript has 3 exons. Gene Ontology annotation, molecular function: DNA-binding transcription factor activity, RNA polymerase II-specific; RNA polymerase II cis-regulatory region sequence-specific DNA binding. Gene Ontology annotation, biological process: regulation of DNA-templated transcription. The annotation marks the transcript as partial. The record is from RefSeq and is a predicted model, not a curated record.
AAGGACAGAUUCAUUAGGCCGCCCACCCGCCCAAUUAGGAGCCAGAUGGCGCUUCUGGCCAAUCAAAUCAUGGAUGCAAGAAUUCUCAGCAGCAUGAAUGGGAGAGUUGAGCUCUCGCAGUUCUUGAGGGUCACAAAUCAAAGCAUUGUUACCCAGGUAAACUCUGUUCAGGAUGACAAUCGCAAGAACAGAAAGUAUCCUUGUCCAUUGUGUGGGAAGCGUUUCCGCUUUAACAGCAUCCUUUCGCUUCACAUGCGCACACACACCGGCGAAAAGCCCUUCAAGUGUCCCUACUGCGACCAUCGAGCUGCACAGAAGGGCAACCUGAAGAUACACCUUCGUACCCACAAGCAAGGCAUUCUGGGUAAAGGCCGUGGACGCAUUAGGGAGGAGAACAGAUUGCUUCAUGAGCUUGAGGAAAGGGCCAUACUGAGGGACAGGCACAUGCGAGCCGCUCAUGUCGGCCCUCAGCAAACGUCUGUCAUCACCCAACUCCAACAACCCCAACAGGCCCAGGCUCCAAACCAGUUCCUCAAUAGCCAGCCCAUAGCAUCCAUGUCCCCUAAAACCACCAUGAUCCACGAUGAGAGCACCCAGCCCUCACCCACUGGGUUUCGUUGCUCAUUCUGCAAGGGUAAGUUCAGAAAGCAGCAGGAACUCGAGCGUCACAUCAGGAUUCUGCACAAACCCUACAAAUGCACCUUGUGUGAGUUUGCUGCCGCACAAGAGGAGGAGCUUAUUGGCCACGUUGAGAUGACACAUAUUACUACUGAUUCAGGGCCAGGACAUAAGCCCACGGUGGGGGCCAAUGACAAGGGGAAGCCCGGUGGUGAAUUUCCCUGUGAUGUUUGUGGACAAACCUUUAGCCAGGCCUGGUUCCUUAAAGGUCACAUGAGGAAACACAAGGACUCUUUUGAGCACUGCUGCCAAAUUUGUGGGCGCCGCUUCAAAGAACCCUGGUUUCUCAAGAACCACAUGAAGGUCCACUUGAAUAAGCUGGCCUCAAAGGCUCAUCUCCCCACUCAGCAUGACACCUCUGUUAACAUGAAUCCUUUAACAGAAGAUUAUCAGAGCAACCUCUACUCGCAGUACAUCUCCCGCAUUCACAACAGGUUCCUCACAUCUGAGAGAGGCGACCAGACCACAGAUUACAGCCAGUUACUCGCAGCAGCGGGUGUUGACAUCAAAGUCAGCGAGAUGUUAGGUCGUGGGGUUUCCCCAAGUCUCGGCCUGCUCACUGAUACGAAGAGCUCCUCUUUGUCGGGCUUGAAUCACCUUAACCCUCCUUUGGGCACCACCAAUCUGGACUAUCUGCAGAAGUUCAUCUCCAGCAGGGAUGCAGUUAGCUACUCAGGCUGGCAGAUCAUGACACCCCCACAGCACAUCUUGAAGCAUAAGGAUCAGGAGCAUCAGCAGAGCUCCUCCUACCUGUCGGAACGACGCCUUACUGUGGAUGACGGCAAAGUGGGCCUCGCCGACCAAGACCUCAACACAAGCAGCCGGCCCAGCAGCAAAGGCAGCCUGAGUCAUCACGGGCCAACCGAGGUUGCCGCAGUGACUGGAAGUGCCCUUGAACGCCAACCGGAGUCUUCUUCUCCUACUUCAGCUAUAGGUGACAAUGUCUACAAGUGUCCACCCUCCUGUGACUACCCCGCCGUUGCUUUCCAGCUAGACCGCUACCACUUCCCAUCUUGGCAGAACAGCAGGGAUCUGUCCUCUCCACUGCAGGCCACCAGCAGCAGAAGCUCCAGCCCCAACCCAAAGCCGCGACCCCGGUCCAGGGAGGUCUGGAGCCCCGUGAGCACUCACUUCCUUUCCCCAGACAGAGAAAAUGCCCUGCUGGUCCCUGACAAGAAUCCUGAUAGUCCUUCUUCUGUUCACACCAACAAAUCUCAGUAUGAGCCUUUAGACUUGUCCGUUUCCUCUCAUUCCACCGUGUCUCCUGCUCUGCUGGUCCAAAUGUCUGGCGUCUUCAACAAUGGGCUAAAUCCACUUCAAAAUUACUCGACCGAACUUGACGUGAAACCGGCGUACAAGUGUGAUCUUGUGGGAAUAAAAGCAGGUGUGGACAAACAGGAUAUAGGGUCAACAGGCCUAAGCGUUGGCGGUCAAGAUGAAAAAUCAAGCAUUGAAGAAGAGCUGGAUGAAGCAAAUGAAGAUGCAAUUGAGUGGAAAAUGUUGAAAGAUGCCGGUCAGGCUGACGUCUUGGGGAAGAAGCAUGACGAGAUGGUCCCUUGGGCUUCAGCGGAAUCAAACAUGUCCUCACCUGAGAACCAGCCUCCAGAUCAGAUCAACACCAAUCAGCAAGCUGGCUUGCUCUCGAUCCUCAGAGCCCAGAAGAACCGAACUGGCACUCAUAGGACCACCCUGAACGACGGGGGCGGCGUUAAUAAUGUAGCAUCAGCUCGGAAGCCAUUCCCGUGCAAGUAUUGCCCCUACAGUGCCUCCCAGAAGGGCAACCUGAAGACGCACGUCAUCUGCGUCCACCGAAAGCCCUUUGAUAACAGCCUGUACCCCGACCGCCGUCUCCGCCGCUCGCACACGCCGCAUCGGCUGUCCAGAUCGCCACCGAAUAUUGCGGAAAACAAUCGGGCUGUGGGGAAAGAGUCGAUCAACAACGCAUCGCUUUAUGGGACUUGAUGUUGUUGUCAUGGAAACCACUGAUACAGACAGUUACGAUUAUGGCUUUGCUAAGAACGAACGAGACGUUAACUUUAAAGGAGAGAUUAUGCACUUUCUUAUGUUCUGUAAUAAUAUAACACAUUUGGGUGUUCACACACAAAGUACUAAACAACUGUUCUUUAUUUUCUUUCCUCCUUUGUGGUUCCUUCAGACAGAUCCCGUUGAACAGCAAAUGUUUAUGUACAUUCCAGUGUUUCUUGAAGAUCCACAGUAAGUAUUUAUCUGUAGCAAUGACGUUGCAUAGAAUGAUAAUAAUAAUAAAGUCCACUGUGAUGUGAAAGUGUAACAAUAAGAA